AUGUAUUUGUACAUCUGCACAUUUUCAGCUUUGGAAAUUGUGUUUGUUUCUUCCACUGUCCCAAAGCUCCUAGCCAGCCUUGUGUCAACAAAUAAAAACAUUUCUUUUAUUAGUUGUUUUACACAGCUAUAUGUAUUCAACUCCUUAGGUGUUACAGAAUGUUAUCUGCUAUCAGUAAUGGUCUUUGAUCGACACCUGGCUAUAAAUAACCCUCUACGUUACCCAGCUAUAAUGAACACUCAGCUUUGUACCAAGUUGGCAGUUCUGCCUUGGAUGGUUGGUUUUGGCAUAGUCCUAGCACCAACAAUCAUCACAGCACAGCUGGAAUUUUGUGGUUCAAAGAUAAAUCAUUUCUUUUGUGACUUUGCCCCACUACAGAGUAUGGCAUGCUCUAUUCCACUUGUUGUCAUUGUGAUAACUAGCUUUAUUGCUUUCCUUGAUGUUGUAGUUCCUUUCAUUAUCAUUUUAGGGUUCUAUGUACGGAUCAUCAUUACUGUUUUAAAGAUUAGCAGUGUUAAAGGGAAGCAGAAGGCCUUCUCCACAUGUUCAUCUCAUCUAAUCGUGGCCAGCCUCUUCUAUGGUACAGCCACCAUUGUGUACGUAAAACCCAAGGGCAGCCAGUAUGACAAAUUCCUUGCCCUUAUGUAUACAGCUGUUACUCCUUUCAUUAACCCUUUCAUUUACUCUUUUCGGAACAAAGAUGUUAAAGAGGCACUCAAAAAACACAUUGAACGAUGUCUAAAAAAGCAUUGA
Molecule: messenger RNA, 753 nt
Organism: Nanorana parkeri
Lineage: Eukaryota; Metazoa; Chordata; Amphibia; Anura; Dicroglossidae
Product: olfactory receptor 11G2-like
Exons: 1
Coding region: 1-753 (250 amino acids)
Biological process (GO): G protein-coupled receptor signaling pathway
Cellular component (GO): membrane
Molecular function (GO): olfactory receptor activity; G protein-coupled receptor activity
Source: RefSeq, a predicted model, not a curated record